AUGCACUUCUUCCCCGAACUCAUACCUAACUCCAUCUUCAUGGCCAUCUUCAGCAACCAUUUCCUGAGCUCUUUGCUGCUCUUCUUCUCGACUAGUUUGGUAUCUGAAGCACAAGCAGCAAGUGGCAGGCAGAAGGAGCUGGUGCCUGCCAUGUUUGUAUUUGGAGACUCCCUCAUCGACAGUGGCAACAACAAUCGUCUCGCCUCCUUUGCCAAGGCUAAUUACUAUCCUUAUGGCAUUGACUUUGCUGGGGGGCCAUCAGGAAGGUUCUCCAAUGGCUACACCAUUGUGGACGAAAUAGCUGACCUUCUUGGACUGCCUCUCGUCCCACCUUACUCUGAAACUUCGUCUGGUGAUGCUGCUGCUCUGCAUGGGGUCAACUAUGCUUCUGCUGCAGCAGGGAUUUUGGACGUCACUGGUCAGAACUUUGCUGGUAGAAUACCGUUCGACCAACAGAUCAAAAACUUCGAGUCCACCCUCGAUCAGAACACUGGCAACUUGGGAGCAGAUGCUGUUUACGACGCCAUUGCUCGCUGCAUCUUCUUUGUGGGAAUGGGGAGCAACGACUACUUGAAUAAUUACCUGAUGCCUGAUUACGACACUAGGAAUCAGUACGACGGGGAACAGUUUGCUGAUCUGCUUGCCCACCUGUAUGCUCGUCAGCUUACGAGCAUGUACAACCUCGGAGCUCGGAAGUUUGUGAUCAAUGGAGUCGGAUCGAUAGGAUGCAUCCCUAGCAUACUCGCCGAGAGUCCUUCGGGUCAGUGCUCGCCCGACGUGGACAAGCUCGUGAUGCUCUUCGACAGCAAGGUGAAGGCAAUGGUAGAUACCCUCAAUGUGAAUCUGCAUCAUGCAAAGUUCAUAUAUGUCGAUAUCUAUCACAUGAUCUUGGAUAUCCUCGCCAACCCCAAACAGUAUGGGUUUAGUGUGAUCGAUCGCGGUUGCUGUGGCAUCGGACGAAACAGUGGGCAGAUUACAUGCCUACCCUUCCAAACUCCAUGUGCAAACAGAGAUCAGUAUGUGUUCUGGGACGCCUUCCACCCAACAGCAGCAGUGAACAUCAUGCUAGCGAAGAAGGCCUUCAGCGGCGACGCCGACGUCGUAUUCCCCAUGAACAUACACCAACUUGCUAACCUGGAACUCGAUCCAAAUUAA
Zingiber officinale is the source of this 1155-nucleotide messenger RNA. RefSeq names its product GDSL esterase/lipase At1g71691-like. NCBI's taxonomy places the organism in Eukaryota, Viridiplantae, Streptophyta, Magnoliopsida, Zingiberales, Zingiberaceae. The record is from RefSeq and is a predicted model, not a curated record. Bases 1 to 1155 code for a protein of 384 amino acids. The transcript is spliced from 5 exons. Gene Ontology annotation, molecular function: hydrolase activity, acting on ester bonds.